AUGCCCAUCACUCACAAGGAGGCCGCGCCCGGUGCCGCCAUGAAGGCCGAGAUUGAGGAUUACACUAAGGCCCUUGAGGUCGUGGCGACCUACACCACCCAGGAUGGCCUCGAUGUUGACACUCUCCUGGACUCCGAUAAGCACGGAGCUCUGACCUAUAACGAUUUCCUGGUUCUGCCCGGUUAUAUCGGCUUCCCCGCCUCCGAUGUCUCUCUGGACACCCCUGUUACCAAGCGUAUCUCUCUGAAGGCUCCCCUUCUAUCUUCUCCCAUGGACACUGUCACCGAGCACAACAUGGCUAUCCACAUGGCCCUGCUCGGUGGUCUGGGUGUCAUCCACCACAACUGCGCUCCGGAGGACCAGGCGGAGAUGGUCCGCAAGGUCAAGAGAUACGAGAAUGGCUUCAUCCUGGACCCCGUUGUUCUCUCUCCCACGGCCACCGUUGGUGAGGCUAAGGAGCUGAAGGCCCAGUGGGGUUUCGGUGGUUUCCCCGUCACUGAGAAUGGAACCCUUCGCUCCAAGCUGGUUGGUAUGGUUACUUCUCGUGACAUCCAGUUCCACAAGAAUCUUGAUGAGCCUGUUACCGCCAUCAUGGCCACUGACCUGGUCACUGCCCCCGCUGGUACCACCCUUGCCGAGGCCAAUGAAGUUCUCCGCCAGUCCAAGAAGGGCAAGCUGCCCAUCGUCGACAACUCUGGCAACCUUGUUUCUCUGCUUUCCCGCUCCGAUCUGAUGAAGAACCUCCACUACCCGCUGGCCUCCAAGCUUCCCGACUCCAAGCAGCUGAUCUGCGCCGCCUCUAUUGGUACUCGCGAGGAGGAUAAGCACCGCCUCAAGCUGCUUGUUGAGGCCGGUCUGGAUAUUGUCAUCCUGGACUCCAGCCAGGGUAACAGCAUUUUCCAGAUUGAGAUGAUCAAGUAUAUCAAGAAAGAGCUGCCCGAUAUCGAUGUUAUUGCCGGUAACGUCGUUACCCGGGAGCAGGCUGCUUCUCUGAUCGCCGCCGGUGCCGAUGGCCUGAGAAUUGGCAUGGGCUCCGGUAGUGCUUGUAUCACCCAGGAGGUUAUGGCCGUCGGCCGCCCCCAGGCUGCUGCCGUCCGCAGCGUCUCUUCUUUCGCUGCUCGCUUCGGCGUUCCUUGCAUUGCUGAUGGUGGCGUCCAGAAUGUUGGCCACAUCGUCAAGGGUCUGGCCCUGGGUGCCAGCACCGUCAUGAUGGGUGGUCUUCUUGCCGGUACCACUGAAUCUCCUGGAGAGUACUUCGUUAGCAACGAGGGUCAGCUCGUCAAGGCCUACCGUGGCAUGGGUAGUAUCGCUGCCAUGGAGGACAAGAAGGCCGGCGGCGGCGGCAAGAAUGGCAAGGCCAGCAACGCUGGUACCGCUCGCUACUUCUCCGAGAAGGACCGCGUCCUGGUCGCCCAGGGUGUCGCUGGAUCCGUCCUGGACCGUGGUUCCGUCACCAAGUUCAUCCCUUACCUUAUUGCCGGUGUCCAGCACUCCCUGCAGGACAUGGGUAUCAAGUCCCUCGAUGAGCUGCACGCCGGUGUUAAUAAUGGCACUGUCCGCUUUGAGAUGCGCAGCGCCAGUGCCCAGGUCGAGGGUAAUGUCCACGGUCUGCACAGCUAUGACAAGAAGCUUUACUCGUAA
Messenger RNA from Penicillium canariense, 1641 nucleotides. Its product is annotated as putative IMP dehydrogenase. Bases 1 to 1641 code for a protein of 546 amino acids. Gene Ontology annotation, cellular component: cytoplasm. Gene Ontology annotation, biological process: GTP biosynthetic process. Gene Ontology annotation, molecular function: IMP dehydrogenase activity. The record is from RefSeq and is a predicted model, not a curated record. Lineage: Eukaryota; Fungi; Ascomycota; Eurotiomycetes; Eurotiales; Aspergillaceae. The transcript has 3 exons.